Messenger RNA from Saprolegnia parasitica CBS 223.65, 338 nucleotides. RefSeq lists its product as hypothetical. The annotation marks the transcript as partial. NCBI's taxonomy places the organism in Eukaryota, Oomycota, Saprolegniomycetes, Saprolegniales, Saprolegniaceae. The record is from RefSeq and is a predicted model, not a curated record. The transcript has a single exon.
AUGAGCAUCAACCGGCACAGUGGCGGCGGCUCCAACAUCCUCCGGGGCGGGAAGCGGUCGUACGAGUGCGGUACGCUCGUGGGCAACUUUGUCGAGGAGUCGCACCGGCCGGGCGUGCCCAGGCAGGCGAAGGGCCUCUCGUCGGCCAUGUACGUCACGUCGACCCAGGACCAGAUGAACCACGGCGCGCCGCGACCGGCCUUUGGCGCCGGCCUCCAGCCGAGCAUGAACCCGCGCUACGACUAUGGCAACAUUGUGGGCGCGGACCGUGACGCGUCGCCGUCGACGUGGAUCUCGCUGCAGCGGUCCACGCACGCCAACAGCGCGACGCCGACCGA